Molecule: messenger RNA, 559 nt
Organism: Nezara viridula (southern green stink bug)
Lineage: Eukaryota; Metazoa; Arthropoda; Insecta; Hemiptera; Pentatomidae
Source: the annotation of a GenBank genome assembly
UUUGGUUUUUACAUAUUAUGUAUUAUGUGUGUAUGGAUUUAAAAUGUAGUAACCUUUGUUUAUACCUCAAUUUCUGGUUCCAGGAUCAUGCCAGCAACAGUACUUCAGGUUGCAACCUAAAGAUGUCAAAGUUCAAGAAGGCGGGGAAGCUACGCUGCAGUGUGAGAUUACACACCUUGCUGGUCAGGUACAAUGGACUAAGGACGGCUUUGCUUUAGGUAAUAUGAGAUUUAAACUAUUCUGCUUCUCCGUUUCCAACACAUAUUACAUACAACUAAAUAGAUUGGCAUUGGGAAGGACAUUGGACCUAACCGAACCUCCCAGGGCGGUACGUGCCUGCAAUCCAAUUGGGGUUUCCUUCAGGAUCAGCGGUUUCUCACCAGAGAUUCCUGGUUUCCCGAGGUACAAAAUGAUCGGGGACUUCAAUAAUGGCGUCUACAAUUUGAACAUCAUCAACGCCAGCCUGGAGGACGACGCACAAUUCCAGUGUCAAGUCGGCCCCCACGGAUUUCACAAACCCAUCAGGGCCAACGCCAAUCUAUCUGUUAUAUGUGAGUAG